UUCCCACCCAUUUUGCGACAAUCAAUCUUCUUCUCAAAUCUUCUCAAUCAAUCUUCUAAUUGCUCUUUGCUUCUCAAUCUUCUUCUCGUUGGGAUUCGUGUAAUUGCUUUGUUCUACUCAAUCUUCUUCUCGUUGCGAUUAGGGCAAAAGGUGUUUCAUUUCAAUGAUUAUCAGAUGAGUUUUGUGGCUGAUUCUCCAGUAAAUUCAUCCAGCAGCGACGACUUUGCUGCAUUUCUUGAUGCAGAGCUGGGAGGUAAUUCAGCCUAGUCAUCACCGGAUGAAGAAGCUGAAGAUGAUGACUUUAAAGAUGAGGAAGCAGGGGAUGAAGAACCUGAGGAUGAGGAAGCCAGGGAUGAAGAAGCUGAGGACGAGGAGGCUGGGGAUGAUAAUGACCUCAAUAACAAGAGGAUAAAAAGGUGCAAGGUGGAAGUGUUGGAAAGCAUACACAAACAGGGGUCAACUUCUUAUGCAACUCUAGAACAGCAAACAGGUAUAGUUUUCUAAUAGAAUUUGGUGUGUCUUUCAGUUUUGUUGGACCUAACACUCCACUAGUCCCACUUGAUGAACUGCUGGAGACUUAUUUGAAAAAGAAAGAUCUAGCUUGUGCUUAUGUCAGGCAUAAAUUGUGUUUCUCUUUCGUUUGAGGUUUACUUUCAUUUAGACUAGCACUAAUUUGGCUGGAUUAAAUUUCUUUGAACAAUGUUAUGAUGUGCAGAAGCAACUGCAAACGUGGACAUAUGCACACAUCCAGGAUCCUUUGGAGAAAUGUAUUGAAUAGAUUUCUUUUGCUCCGUUGUUUCUUUCUCACUAUUUGUAAUAAACAUUUCUCAGGUUGCAGAGAAGCCUAGCAUCACUCUCUCAAUUGCUACUGCUCUCUCAUGGCAAAAUGUUUACAAGGAAGGAUAGUACUGAGUUUCACGAGUUCGAUGCUGUAUUUCUUGGAUCUCAAGCGCAUUACGAAGUCACAUUGGUCAUUGGACAUGUUUUCAGGUGUUGAAGGGGGAUUUGACAACAAUGAAGCUGAAUAUGACGAAACUCAUAAUAUAGUCAUAUUGCCUGAUUAUGUAACACUUCCUUUUCCUUAUGUGGAGUUACCCGAGAAGGUAAGGUUGGCAGUGGAUGCCAUCUUAAUGGCUGAGGGUGCUGAGCGGAAAGACCAGUUGCAGCAUGGACAGCUAAUCAGAAGCAAACCACUGCAUAUGCAAUGAAUUUGCAACAGAUCGACAAUGGUGUUAUUGAUCCGCCAGCUGGGUGGAAACGUGCUAAGUGUGAUAAAAGGGAUAAUCUCUGGUUGAACCUUACCGAUGGCAAUACUACUAUCGAUCAAUUUCGUUUACUAAAUCAAUUGAAAGAUUGUUGAAUGUUUAAGUUUAUUGUUGAAUUGUGAUCAUUGUUGUUGG
This is a messenger RNA of Pistacia vera, 1400 nucleotides long. Its product is annotated as ubiquitin carboxyl-terminal hydrolase 14-like. NCBI's taxonomy places the organism in Eukaryota, Viridiplantae, Streptophyta, Magnoliopsida, Sapindales, Anacardiaceae. The transcript has 6 exons. The record is from RefSeq and is a predicted model, not a curated record. Bases 879 to 1208 code for a protein of 109 amino acids.